Carassius carassius (crucian carp) is the source of this 965-nucleotide messenger RNA. Its product is annotated as beta-2-microglobulin-like. The record is from RefSeq and is a predicted model, not a curated record. The coding region runs from base 96 to 446 and encodes 116 amino acids. NCBI's taxonomy places the organism in Eukaryota, Metazoa, Chordata, Actinopteri, Cypriniformes, Cyprinidae. Gene Ontology annotation, cellular component: MHC class II protein complex. The transcript has 4 exons. Gene Ontology annotation, biological process: antigen processing and presentation of exogenous peptide antigen via MHC class II; immunoglobulin production involved in immunoglobulin-mediated immune response; positive regulation of T cell activation. Gene Ontology annotation, molecular function: MHC class II protein complex binding.
UUUAAGGUUACUGGUCGUUUACUUUCGAUAUUAACCGAUUUGGACCUGAUAGCUGAAGCAUACUGAUUUUGGUGCUUGCAACUAAAUCAACAAAAAUGAGGGAAGUCAUAACUUUCGCCCUGUUCUGUGUGCUGUACGCCACUGUCCAAGCUAAAACAUCCAGUCCCAAGGUUCAGGUGUACAGCCAUUUUCCUGGAGAGUAUGGAAAGGAGAACACCCUAAUCUGCCACGUGAGUGGCUUCCACCCUCCAGAUAUCACCAUUGACCUGCUGAAGGAUGGCGAAGUUCUUCCUAAUACGCAGCAAACUGACCUGGCCUUCGAAAAGGGCUGGCAGUUUCACCUUACCAAGAGCGUCUCCUUCAAACCAGAGAGAGGAGAAAACUAUAUCUGCAGAGUUCGACACAUGAGCAGCACAAAUAGCUAUUCUUGGGAGCCCAACAUGUAAACUAAAACAGUCAAAGCCGGACAAAGGACAGUUAACUUCUCAUGUUUUGGCCUUUUCCAUCAUUUAUGCUGCAGAAACCAUAAUAUCCUACUGUUCCAAUUUUACAAACCCAAUGUCUCUCAAGAUGCACUAUUCACACAAAUAUCUUUGCAACUUCCGCAAUUCAUCGAUUUUUAGCUUUUCCUUGAGUUGACUUUCUUUUUUUCCAUGAGAGUAUGGCAUAAUUUAACCAAAGUAGCCGCUACAUGUUUUGGAUCAUUAUCUGGGUUCCUUUCACUGAGUCAAUCCUCUCUGCAAUUCUGUGUAGUACGAGCAGUAGUAGUUAGGCGAUUGUAUAUGUAAAAUAAUUGACAAUGUUUAUGCCUAUCUUUGGGCUUUAUUUUGUAAUUAAAUAGAAAUAACACAAUAAAUUCUCUCUUGAAAGAGCUGGAAACCAAGUUUUUAAUGAAUGAUUCAAUUUGACAAUGUUUCAGAGAAAAUGUAAUUAAUAAGUGGUAAAAAUAAAAUUUUGAAAACCUA